This is a messenger RNA of Nymphalis io (European peacock), 482 nucleotides long. RefSeq names its product larval/pupal cuticle protein H1C-like (gene CPH17). The coding region runs from base 51 to 344 and encodes 97 amino acids. The transcript is spliced from 3 exons. Lineage: Eukaryota; Metazoa; Arthropoda; Insecta; Lepidoptera; Nymphalidae. The record is from RefSeq and is a predicted model, not a curated record.
CUCCCUUCUUCUUCGGUUCUAAGUAAUCCUUUCAUCAAACCCUCAUCAAAAUGUAUAAGCUGGUCGCAUUCGCCGCCCUUCUGGCUGUUGUAGUCGCUAGCCCCGGCUUAGUUGCACCCAUUGCAUCUCCUUGGGGACAUGGUCUCGUUGGUGGCCAUGCUGUGGUCAGCGCCCCCAUCAUUAGCGCCCCCAUCGUCAAACAAGCCGUCCCCGUAGCCACCUCAUACGCUAACACAGUCAGGAUCGCGAGCCCUGCUGUUGUAGCUGCGCAUGCACCGAUUGUUGCCGCCCAUGCUCCCGUUUUAGCCGCUCCUCUCGGUCAUGGCUUAGCCCAUGGCUGGUAAGCGACAAGCUUACUGAGCCUCACAUUACUCACAUGGCUUCAGUCAAGACACGCAACAGUCAAUUUUAUUUAAUUCAUAAGUUAUGCUCAUUGGAAAAUUUGUUUGGAUAUACAAAAUAAAUUAGAUAUUUAUUUAUAA